Messenger RNA from Lathyrus sativus (Indian pea), 918 nucleotides. Lineage: Eukaryota; Viridiplantae; Streptophyta; Magnoliopsida; Fabales; Fabaceae. The record is from the annotation of a GenBank genome assembly.
AUGAUGCCGACGAAUGUGAACCCUGAUUCAUCCGACAAAGACUCUGAGGUAUUCGCGGAAACUGAUCCAACCGGUCGAUACGGUAGAUACACCGAACUAUUAGGAUGCGGUGCGGUGAAGAAAGUGUACCGAGGGUUUGAUCAAGAAGAAGGAAUUGAGGUAGCAUGGAACCAAGUGAAACUAAGAAACUUCUGUGAUGAGCCUGCUAUGGUAAAGAGGCUUUAUUCUGAAGUGAGGUUGUUGAGAAGCUUAACAAACGAAAACAUUAUCGAGCUGUAUAGUGUUUGGACGGAUGAUGAGCGCGGCACGCUCAAUUUCAUCACUGAGGUUUGUACUAGUGGGAAUUUGAGAGAGUAUAGGAAGAAACAUAGGCAUGUGUCGAUCAAGGCGUUGAAGAAGUGGUCGAGGCAGAUUCUGAAUGGGUUGUAUUAUUUGCACACUCAUGAGCCUUGCAUCAUUCAUAGAGAUCUUAAUUGCAGUAAUGUGUUUGUUAAUGGGAAUGUUGGCCAGGUUAAGAUUGGUGACUUGGGUUUGGCCGCGGUUGUUGGGACAAAUCACAUUGCACACACAAUUCUCGGCACACCGGAGUUUAUGGCACCAGAGUUAUAUGAUGAAGACUACACAGAACUGGUGGAUAUAUACUCAUUUGGAAUGUGUUUGUUGGAGAUGGUGACUCUGGAGAUUCCUUAUAGCGAGUGUGACAAUGUCGCCAAGAUUUACAAGAAAGUGUCUUCUGGUAUUAGACCUGCUGCCUUAAACAAGGUCACAGAUUCUGAGGUGAAGGACUUCAUUGAAAAGUGUCUUGCUCAACCAAGGGUUAGACCUUCUGCUGAGGAGCUUCUCAAAGAUCCUUUCUUUGAUGAACUUGUUGACGACGACGAUGAUGACGAAAAUGCUGGUUAUGCUGAUUCAUUCUAA